Salvelinus namaycush (lake trout) is the source of this 3297-nucleotide messenger RNA. It is a transcript of the gene ttll6, whose product is annotated as tubulin tyrosine ligase-like family, member 6. The record is from RefSeq and is a predicted model, not a curated record. The transcript is spliced from 13 exons. Lineage: Eukaryota; Metazoa; Chordata; Actinopteri; Salmoniformes; Salmonidae. Gene Ontology annotation, molecular function: tubulin-glutamic acid ligase activity; tubulin binding. Gene Ontology annotation, cellular component: cilium. Bases 197 to 2242 code for a protein of 681 amino acids. Gene Ontology annotation, biological process: microtubule cytoskeleton organization; protein polyglutamylation.
AUUACAACUUUGCAGCAAGGCACGUCUGUCCCCCUCUCUCUAUUUCUUCUCUCCCAGAUGACUGUGGAUCAAUAUCGUCAACUGCAAAUAUGAAAGUGUGCGACGUGCUGCUCGCAGAUAUGGCCUUUGGGAAGCAGUGGAGGGUGAGGACUGGACUCUCUUCUGGACAGACUGCUCUGUCUCACUGGACAGAGUUAUGGACAUGAAGCGCUACCAGAAGAUCAACCAUUUUCCAGGGAUGAGUGAGAUUUGUAGAAAGGAUCUUCUGGCUCGGAACAUGAACCGCAUGCUAAAGCUCUUCCCCAAAGACUACAAUAUCUUUCCCCGAACAUGGUGCCUACCAGCAGAUUAUAGUGACUUCCAAGCUUACACUAGGGCCAAAAAACCCAAGACAUACAUCUGUAAGCCAGACUCCGGUUGCCAAGGGCGAGGCAUCUUACUCACCAAGUCCAGCAAAGACAUUCGCCCGGGGGAACACAUGAUCUGCCAGGUGUACGUCUCCCGGCCAUUCGUUAUUGACGGCUUCAAGUUUGACCUGCGUAUCUAUGUGCUGGUGACCUCCUGUGACCCCUUCCGCAUCUUCCUGUACAAUGAGGGGUUGGCUCGCUUCUGCACUACACAAUACAACGAGCCCAGCAAUGGCAACGUGGAUGAUGUUUGCAUGCAUCUGACCAACUAUGCCAUCAACAAGCACAGUGAGAACUUUGUCCGUGAUGACGACACGGGCAGCAAACGGAAGCUGUCCACCUUGAACAAGCACCUGGAGGCCAUGUGUUACGACACAGAGAAGAUGUGGUUGGACAUUGAGGACGUGAUUAUUAAGACGCUCAUCUCUGCCCACCCCAUCCUCAAACACAACUACCACACCUGUUUCCCCAAUCACGCGGCCGGCAGCGCCUGCUUUGAGAUCCUUGGCUUUGAUGUGCUACUAGACCAUCGACUCAGGCCCUGGCUGCUGGAGGUGAACCACUCCCCCAGUUUCACUACUGAUUCGCGGUUGGACCGGGAGGUGAAGGAUAGCCUGCUGUAUGACACACUGGUCCUUAUAAACCUGGGUGCCUGUGACCGCCGUAAGAUCACUGAGGAGGAGAAGCGCAGGGUGAAGGAGAGGCUGCAGCAGAACCGCUCCAGAGAGGCUAGGAGUGAGGAACUGCGUCAGUCCCAGGCAGCCAGUGUAGAGCAGAUGCGGAGGUAUGAGGCCAAACACCUGGGUGGCUUCCGUGGGAUCUACCCCCGCGAGGGCGGAGAGAAGUACGAGAAGUACUUCAAACACAGCAGCUCCCUGUUUCAGGAGACUGCCGCCUCUAAGGCCAGGGAGGAGUGUGCCAGGCAGCAGCUGCAGGAGCUGCGUCUGAAGCAGGAGCAGAAGGAGAGGGAGCAGAAGGGGAGCCGUAGACGAGACUUGCAGGGGGAGUCUGCAGGAGAGAAGGCCAAACCACACAGAGUACAAGUUCGUCAGACCAACUCCCAACAGGUUACUCUCCUGACCAUGCCCCUCCUGCCUACUGCUACCAACGGUUCCCCUACGGUGCAGGACCUCUCUGAUGAGGAGGUGGAGAGGGUGAGUGGACUGCUCCAACGGGAGAGUCUACUGAGGGACCUGGGGGUGGUGGACCAGAUCUAUAAGCUGCUGCAGGGGCGAGGCCAGUCCAUGCCUAAUGGCAUUACACCCCCCCGUGAGCAGAAUGAGCUGCCCCUACACAGACAUGAACGAGCCAAUAAGUUGGACUCCCUGACUGAGUUCUCCUGGAGACCGAAGCGUCACUGUACUGUGAUCCAACACCAGUUGCCUCCAGGGGCCAAGCCCUGCCGUCAGUACGUCCAUUCCCAGCUGCUGCAGCAGCGCUGGCCCUGGCCCAGUCUGGACAGGGGGCCCGCUCACACUGAGUCUGCCUGCCUUCAAUACUACACCCCAGAGGACCAAGUCCUAGAGACGGUCCGCCGGGCGCCAGGGGACCUGAGGAGGACCAACAGUGCCCAGCGUAUCCCAUGGACAAUCAAUGGUGCUCGUCAGGGCAGUAUGAGCUCGUCUUAUGCAGAGUCCAAGGCCCGGGCCACAGUGUCAAAUAUCUCCCAGCUCACACCUGGACGGCUCCACUGCACCCCCAUGUCCUCCGACCCCAAGGCCCUCCAGAGCCUGUUUGUCAUCUCCACCCCAGCCCUACUGAUCCAGAGGCCCGAGUUCCCCCACCCCAUCCGCAAACCCUCGCGCAAAGUCCCCCAGCACGGACAAGGGCGCUAGGGAGCAGGGACUUUACCAGUCCAGCCAUAGUGCCAUAAACCACGAGCGGGGGAGAGUGAACAAGCUUUCCUGACAAAACUGUACACAAGUUGUCCCUGAAAUCCUCUCCCUAUACUGUGUACAUUUCUUCACUUUUACAUCAUCAAAAUGAAAUUCAUUUCUACAUUAGCACUGAGCUACUGAGAAUUAAUUGAAGAGAAAUGGAGAGUAGAUAAAUGGAAUAGGUCUUAUUGUGAAAAUAUUGAAGCAAUGGUGCCUAUCGUGACUUGUGGUACUUGGUAGGAAGACGUGUCAUCUCAUAUGUCUACGCAAACACUGUGGCGUUUACAGAAUUGAAUGCAAGUGAAUACUAUCUGUGUCUUAUCAAAUAUCACUAUAACCACUGAGCCAAUGGUGAAAACACAUUUUUUUUAAUAAUUCUGGAAAUCUGGACGUUUUACUCAGUAAUGUGAAAUCUGAAGGGAAGAUGUGACCAUGUAGUCAUAUAGCAAAUUUGUAUGACUUUGAUGUUGAUGACUUUGCUACUAUGCUUUGUUAUCAUAUUGAUUUUUGUUUAGAUAAGCAGGAAAUUCUAAUUUUGCAACGUGAACCAUAAUCAAUCAUGUGUGCCAAACCUUAGAAGAAAAGCUCAGGAUACUGAAAUGAGAUACUGAAAUGACCACCAAGCUGGACUAACAAAUACUCCUCACAUUUCACUGAUUUUAAUUGCAAAUUUACCCACAGUAUUUUCAUAUGGUUAUUUUAGAUCUGGGAUGGGGUGUACAUUUACUUAUUGAGCAUUCUUUUAUUUGAGUUGGUGAGAAAUAUAGACAAAUGCCUUCAGAAAUUAUAUGUGUUGAUCAUUGCUCAUGUAGAAAUUAGGAUAUUUGUUCAAUUCAGGAUUAUAUUGAUAAUAGUACUAGGCAUAUUAUCAAUAUAUACUCCAUAUGAAUAAUCAAAUAAAUUAGGAAACUAUGUAAAUUAUUUGGAAAUCUUAGAUUUGCACAUUUGUAGGCCUACAAAUUAUGAGUGAAAUCUUUGGAAAUGAAAACUAAUAUUUCAAUGAAAAUGUAAGG